Camarhynchus parvulus is the source of this 1388-nucleotide messenger RNA. It is a transcript of the gene NPY5R, whose product is annotated as neuropeptide Y receptor Y5. Gene Ontology annotation, molecular function: neuropeptide binding; neuropeptide Y receptor activity. Bases 57 to 1388 code for a protein of 443 amino acids. The record is from RefSeq and is a predicted model, not a curated record. Lineage: Eukaryota; Metazoa; Chordata; Aves; Passeriformes; Thraupidae. Gene Ontology annotation, biological process: G protein-coupled receptor signaling pathway. The transcript has 2 exons. Gene Ontology annotation, cellular component: plasma membrane; neuron projection.
AGUGAUACAACGUUUGGAGCUGACAGCUAGAAAACCUCCAGCAGCAGGACUGUAAAAUGGAUUUAGAAUUCAAAGACCGUAACAACCACACAAAUACCAAGAACACCUCUGCUGCAACAAAGAAUUUUUCUGCCUGGGAAGACUAUAAGAGUAGUGUUGAUGACAUGCAGUACUUUCUCAUUGGGCUGUACACACUUAUAAGUCUGGCUGGCUUUGUGGGAAACCUGCUUAUACUAAUGGCCCUACUAAAGUGCAAGCAGAAGACAGUAAUAAACAUUCUCAUUGGAAACUUGGCCUUUUCUGACAUCUUGGUUGUGCUGUUUUGUUCACCUUUCACGCUGACAUCCGUCCUGCUUGACCAAUGGAUGUUUGGCACUGUCAUGUGCCAUGUAAUGCCCUUCCUCCAGUGCGCCUCAGUCCUAGUUUCAACUUUGAUGUUAAUAUCUAUUGCUGCAGUCAGGUACCGUAUGAUAAAGUAUCCCCUCUCCAGCAAUCUCACAGCAAAACAAGGCUAUUUCUUAAUAGUGAUCAUUUGGGCCUUUGGCUUCACAAUUUGCUCCCCUCUGCCAGUUUUCCAUAAAACCGUGGACCUCCGCAAAACUCUGAAUUUAGAGGGACUGGAGAACAGGCUGCUGUGCAUAGAGUCCUGGCCUUCUGAUUCUUACAGGAUCGCCUUCACAAUAGCCUUGCUAUUCAUGCAGUACAUCCUGCCGCUGGCAUGCCUGACUGCCAGCCACACCAGCGUCUGCAGGAGCAUAGGUGCUAGGCUGUCAAACAAGGAAAACAAGUUUGAAGAAAAGGAGAUGAUAAACCUAACUCUUCAUCCCUCUAAGAGUGCUGGCACACAGGUUCAACCCUCCAGAUAUUCCAGGUGGAGCUGUGCCUUUGGCAGAAGGCACCACAGAAGAUACAGGAGAAAGACUUCAAGUGUGAUGCCAGCUAUUUCAAGGCAUCAUCAGGACACUCAUUCCAGAGAUCUCCCAGAAACCUCUGACACAGAAAAAAGCCAGAUCUUUUCCUCCAGUAAAUUCAUCCCUGGGAUCCCUAUCUGUUUUGAAAUGAAACCAGAAGAAAACACAGAGAUCCAGAACAUGAUUACAGUAUCCCAGUCCAUCAUCAGAAUUAAGACAAGAUCAAGGAGGGUUUUUUGCAGACUGACAGUGCUAAUACUAGUUUUUGGCUUCAGCUGGAUGCCUCUUCACCUUUUCCACAUUGUCACAGAUUUUAAUGCCACUCUUAUUUCCAACAGGCACUUUAAAUUAGUAUAUUGCAUAUGCCAUUUGUUGGGUAUGAUGUCCUGCUGCUUGAAUCCCAUUCUCUAUGGGUUUCUUAACAACAGCAUAAAAGCUGAUUUAAUGUCCCUUAUUCCAUGCUGCCAAAUACCAUGA